CGGUUAGAUGGGGAGGAGGCAAAACUUUCAUGGACUUUUGGGGAAUUGAACCAAAUACACUGUGAAUCUAUUAAAGAUUUUAUGGUUGAUAAAUAUGUGAAAAAGCUUCGUUAUGAAUUGGGUGAUGAGUCUUAUUAUCGAGAAGAAUGA
This is a messenger RNA of Funneliformis geosporum, 150 nucleotides long. The record is from the annotation of a GenBank genome assembly. Lineage: Eukaryota; Fungi; Glomeromycota; Glomeromycetes; Glomerales; Glomeraceae.